Molecule: messenger RNA, 4281 nt
Organism: Leucoraja erinaceus (little skate)
Lineage: Eukaryota; Metazoa; Chordata; Chondrichthyes; Rajiformes; Rajidae
Product: AP-2 complex subunit alpha-2
Exons: 24
Coding region: 146-3076 (976 amino acids)
Biological process (GO): intracellular protein transport; clathrin-dependent endocytosis
Cellular component (GO): membrane coat; AP-2 adaptor complex
Molecular function (GO): clathrin-cargo adaptor activity
Source: RefSeq, a predicted model, not a curated record
CAGGCGGCGGCGGAGCGAGUGAGGCCUGGUGUGCGACUCCCAUUGUAAAACACCCUGCCUCCCUCCCUCCCUCCGGCCAGCCCGCUCGCCCGCUCUCUUCCGCCCGAUUCUCUUUGACCGAGGCGGCAGAUUGUAACCCGAGAAGAUGCCGGCGGUGUCCAAAGGCGACGGGAUGAGGGGGUUGGCGGUGUUUAUCUCUGACAUUAGGAACUGCAAAAGCAAAGAAGCUGAAAUUAAACGCAUAAACAAAGAGCUGGCAAACAUCCGAUCGAAGUUCAAAGGAGACAAGGCGCUGGAUGGUUACAGCAAGAAGAAAUACGUCUGCAAGCUUCUCUUCAUCUUCCUGCUUGGCCAUGACAUCGACUUUGGCCACAUGGAGGCAGUCAAUCUGCUCAGCUCCAAUAAGUACACAGAGAAGCAGAUUGGUUACCUUUUCAUCUCUGUACUGGUGAACUCAAACAGUGAGCUGAUCCGUCUGAUUAACAAUGCCAUCAAGAACGACCUGGCCAGCCGCAACCCUAUCUUCAUGUGCCUCGCUCUGCACUGCAUUGCAAAUGUUGGCAGCAGGGAAAUGGCAGAGGCAUUUGCUUCUGAGAUUCCCAAAAUCCUGGUGGCUGGUGAUACAAUGGAUAGUGUGAAGCAGAGUGCCGCUCUGUGUCUGUUGCGUCUCUACAAGACCUCCCCAGAUUUGGUGCCCAUGGGAGAGUGGACAUCCCGAGUCGUGCAUCUACUGAAUGACCAACAUCUGGGUGUAGUAACAGCUGCUACCAGUCUUAUCACCUGUCUGAGCAAGAAGAACCCUGAUGAAUUCAAGACGUGCGUCUCCUUGGCCGUCUCCAGACUUAGUCGGAUUGUGUCAUCGGCCUCCACGGAUCUACAGGAUUACACGUAUUACUUUGUUCCAGCACCCUGGCUUUCUGUGAAGCUGCUGCGACUCCUGCAGUGUUACCCGCCACCUGAGGACACUGCAGUGAAGGGCCGGCUAAUUGAAUGUAUGGAGACGAUCCUGAAUAAAGCUCAGGAGCCACCAAAAUCCAAGAAGGUUCAACACUCCAAUGCUAAGAAUGCGAUUCUGUUCGAAGCCAUCAGCCUUAUUAUACAUUAUGACAGCGAACCUAACCUGUUGGUGCGUGCGUGCAACCAACUUGGCCAGUUCCUGCAGCACCGUGAAACUAACCUGCGGUACCUCGCACUGGAAAGCAUGUGCCUGCUGGCCGGGUCCGAAUUCUCCCACGAGGCUGUCAAAACCCACAUCGAAACUGUCAUCAACGCACUGAAGACCGAGCGGGAUGUGAGUGUGCGCCAGCGAGCCGCAGACCUUCUGUACGCCAUGUGUGACCGAACAAACGCACCGCAGAUUGUGGCUGAAAUGUUAAGCUACCUGGAAACGGCCGACUAUUCCAUUCGUGAAGAAAUUGUGCUAAAGGUGGCGAUUCUGGCAGAGAAGUAUGCAGUGGAUUACACAUGGUAUGUCGACACAAUCCUGAACCUCAUCCGCAUUGCAGGGGACUAUGUCAGCGAGGAGGUCUGGUACCGAGUGAUUCAGAUUGUUAUUAAUCGUGAUGACGUCCAAGGUUACGCAGCAAAGACUGUGUUUGAGGCACUCCAGGCCCCAGCCUGUCACGAGAACAUGGUGAAAGUAGGUGGAUAUAUCCUAGGAGAGUUUGGGAAUCUCAUUGCCGGCGAUCCACGAUCCAGCCCCUUAGUUCAGUUCAACCUGCUCCAUUCCAAGUUCCACUUGUGCAGUGUCCCAACCCGCGCUCUGCUGCUCUCCUCUUACAUCAAGUUCGUCAACCUUUUCCCCGAGACCAAGGCCACCAUCCAGGAUGUACUGCGCAGUGACAGCCAGCUCCGCAACUCUGACGUGGAACUGCAGCAGCGGGCUGUGGAGUACCUCAAGCUCAGCUCAAUUGCCAGCACUGAUGUUCUGGCCACCGUCCUGGAAGAGAUGCCACCAUUCCCCGAACGUGAAUCCUCUAUUCUCGCCAAGCUCAAGAAGAAGAAGGGACCAGGCACAAAGACUGAAAUGGAAGAAGGGAAGAAGGAACAAACAGAGGUGAACGGCGGUGUGGAGCCUGCUGUGAACGCCAGCACAGUGUCCACACCCUCACCUUCUGCCGACCUGCUGGGCCUGAAGAGUGCCCCUGCCAGUGGGGGCAGCCUGCUGGUUGACGUGUUUUCCGAUGCUAUGCCCGCCACUGGGGCUCUGGCACCCGGAGCUGAGGACAAUUUCUCCCGAAGCUUGGAUCUGCCGAGUGAGAGCCCUACCUCGUUGUUGGUGGAUGCAGCCCUGGGUCCAGAUGGUGUCACGACUGUGCCUACUGCUGGCUCUGAGGAUGCUUCUUUGCCUGUGCCUGACGCUGACGAUCUCCUCAACAAGUUUGUUUGCAAGAACAAUGGGGUCCUGUUUGAAAACCAGCUUCUCCAGAUUGGAAUAAAAUCCGAAUACCGGCAAAACUUGGGUCGAAUGUAUCUGUUCUUUGGGAACAAGACUUCAGUCCAGUUCCUCAACUUCAUUGUAAAUGUCAACUGUCCAGGCGACCUGCAGAGUGAGCUGAAUCUUCAGGCUAAGCCUGUGGAGCCCAUCGUGGAAGGUGGAGCGCAGGUUCAACAAGUCAUCAACAUUGAAUGUUUAUCAGAUUUCACCGAAGCCCCUCUACUCAACAUUCAGUUCAGAUAUGGCGGAACCUUGCAAAAUAUCACCCUCAAGCUGCCCAUCACCAUCAACAAGUUUUUCCAGCCAACAGAGAUGGCAUCUGAAGAUUUCUUCCAGCGCUGGAGGCAGCUCAGCAGCCCCCAACAAGAAGCACAGAAGAUCUUUAAAGCUAAUCACCCUAUGGACACAGAGGUUACCAAGGCCAAGUUGAUAGGAUUCGGCACCGCCCUGCUGCAGGACGUCGACCCCAACCAGGACAACUUUGUCGGUGCGGGAAUCAUUCACACAAAAUCCAUCCAGGUUGGGUGUCUGUUGCGGUUGGAACCCAACGGUCAGGCUCAGAUGUAUCGCCUCACACUACGCACAAGCAAGGAAACUGUGUCGAAGCGACUAUGUGGAUUACUGUCCCAACAGUUCUAAAGUCUGCCACAUGUAACCGAUCUCUUACACUAUACUGCGUGUUUGUGUGUGUCUGAGCGUGAGUGUGUGUAUGUGUGCACGAGUACAUGAAGGUCCUAUAUCCAUGCCACAUCCAGUGAAAUCUUCAAGUAUCAUGUGACGUCCUUUAACUACAGUAUAUGUUUACGUGAUUGUUCUGUGGAGGUUUUCCUUCUUUUGCUAUUGUGGAGGGAUUUGCAAAGUUCUUUGGUACACGCGGCAUCAAAGGUGGCAGCGAUGAGCGGGGUUGUAGUGCAGUCCGUGGCACCCCAUAGUAUAUCCUCCCCCUGUGAUAAAACUCGGCCAACAUAUUGAGAGGACUUUGAUUAUAAUUCCCUCCUGCAGCAAGGAGUGACUGUGGACACAAAAUGCCGGAGUAACUCAGUCGGGAGAGGCAGCAUCUCUGGAGAUAGGAGGAAUGGGUGACGUUUGGGGUUGAGACCCAUCUUCAGACUCUCUCUUUCUCUCCAGAGAUGCUGCCUGUCCCGCUGAGUUACUCCAGCAUUUUGUGUCUAUCUUCGGUUUAAACCAGCAUCUGCAGUUUCUUCCUACCACAAGGAGUGACGGGAUUCGAGUGCACGUCACUCAGCAGAGUGGUUCCUCUCAAUCCCACUGCUUGGGUCAGCAUGGCCCACCGCACAGUGGUGGGUCACGUACUAACCAGGAAGGGUACAGGCUGUGUGUGACAAGCUAGUUAUUCCCCUUGGGACCAGUUGGGGAAAGGAGACAAUCGUUCUCUGGAAGUGCUUUGUAGAUGUCCCAUGAAGGUGUGGAAUCAGACAUGCCCCACAGUCGAAUGGCCCGUCGAGGCUGACUGGGAGAUUUAGGCAGAGCGAUGGGGAAUGUCUACUGUGUGUGUGUGUGUGUGACCCAAUGAGAAGUUGUUGCCAUCAGUGAAGGUGAGUGGGGGAAGGUAGGAUACUGUCCAGUGGACACAGGAUAGCCACCCCCUUCUCUCACCACCUUUACACCUGAAGAGCUGAUGCCCGAUUACCAAAAGGCUUGCUGUCCCAUCUCGCUGUUAAUCGAUAUAGUCAUUUCUUAUAUUAAAAAAUGUAUGAAGUAAUUGUAAAAUGUAUCUGUAUAUAACUCUUUCUUAGAGCUGGAUAGAAAUACCUGUACGACCAACUUACUCUGUGGUCUCUGAUGUUAAAUUAGCUGUUUAAAUGUCACCAUUGAAAGUUAAA